ACCCUGCAUGCUGAUAUGCCAAUAGCUAUAUACGUCUCAUUUCCGCUGAAGCUAACUCUAGGUCCCACCGGCAUCACCUAUCACCUCACCGUGUGUCGCCCACCUUGUGCUGCGAUGAAUACACCACAUUGCACAACAAAUCUCCGUCUUGAUAGUCACUCAUUCGCACACUUACCACACUUUAGCCACAGCGGAUUGUCACAAGCCUCCUGCACAGCUGGACAUUGA
Molecule: messenger RNA, 228 nt
Organism: Periconia digitata
Lineage: Eukaryota; Fungi; Ascomycota; Dothideomycetes; Pleosporales; Periconiaceae
Source: the annotation of a GenBank genome assembly